CAGUGGUUGGCUGUGCCUGUAUAUCACAGUGAUGAAAUUCAGCCAGUUCCAAGUCCAAUUUACCAAAGCCUUAACAACUAUGGAGAAGGGAAAUGUUGUGGAAGCAACAACAAGAUCUUCCAUGAGACAUGGUGAUGAGGAAAUUGAAGGCAACACCAACAUCUUACGCAUUGUGGAGACGUUCCUGCGUUUGUUUCCAAUUGGUUUGUGUGUGACGGCGCUUGUCAUUAUGCUUAAGAACUCUCAGGAAAAUGAGUAUGGCACGCUUGACUACACUGACCUUAGUGCUUUCAGGUAUUUGGUGCAUGCAAAUGGCAUUUGUGCAGGCUAUUCAUUAUUCUCAGCAGUCAUUAUUGCUUUGCCCCGCCCCUCCACCAUGCCAAGAGCUUGGACUUUCUUUGUGCUUGACCAGUUGCUUACAUACAUAAUCCUGGCUGCCGGAGCUCUGUCAAUGGAGGUGCUGUACCUGACUGAGAAGGGAGACCCUCCAGCAGCCUGGAGUUCAGCUUGUGGGUACUUUGGUCCAUUUUGUCACAAGGCCACAGCAUCAAUAGCUAUCACAUUUGUUGCUGUCAUUUGCUAUGUUGUGCUUUCACUCAUUUCCUCCUACAAGCUCUUCAGCAAGUAUGAUGCGCCAGCACCACCAAUGAGCAACUCCAAUAACAAUAACAAGGGCAUUGACAUUGCUCCUUUCCAUGGUUAACCCUAAACUUUGUGCUUGUGGUAUGCUGGUGAACACUAAUAUACAGCUAUGUAUAUGAAGGUGCAUUGGUCUGGACUCGGUUAAACAUGCUCAUGGUUUGGAUAAACACAAACUUGAAGUGCUUCUAAACUAAUAGCAUGUUUGGUUCAUGUUUAACUUUUAAUGAUCACUUCUUAGACUACAAGAGCUAAUAGAAGUAGCUUAUCUUAGAAGCACUUCUCAUCGCAACAUGAAAAUCUAUCGAAUUUCCACAUGAACAUUAAACAA
Molecule: messenger RNA, 970 nt
Organism: Lotus japonicus
Lineage: Eukaryota; Viridiplantae; Streptophyta; Magnoliopsida; Fabales; Fabaceae
Product: CASP-like protein 2A2
Exons: 3
Coding region: 32-703 (223 amino acids)
Source: RefSeq, a predicted model, not a curated record